Molecule: messenger RNA, 2958 nt
Organism: Suncus etruscus (white-toothed pygmy shrew)
Lineage: Eukaryota; Metazoa; Chordata; Mammalia; Eulipotyphla; Soricidae
Gene: SLC6A15
Product: solute carrier family 6 member 15
Exons: 11
Coding region: 142-2334 (730 amino acids)
Biological process (GO): L-leucine transport; sodium ion transmembrane transport
Cellular component (GO): plasma membrane
Molecular function (GO): proline:sodium symporter activity
Source: RefSeq, a predicted model, not a curated record
UACUGGGAGACCAGACCCAGGAUUCAUACAACUUGAUCAUCUUAUACAUUUUUGGUAUUUAUUUUUUAUCAAGUAACACUUUGAAAAAAGAAUUGACUCAUUUGCCGGCAGGGGAUUUAAAACUAGAAUCCAUCCUUCCCAAUGCCUAAAAAUAGCAAAGUGGUAAAAAGAGAAUUAGAUGAUGAGGUUAUUGAGUCUGUCAAAGACCUUCUUUCCAAUGAAGACUCAGCUGAUGAAGCUUUUAAGAAGAGUGAACUCAUUGUUGAUGCCCAGGAAGAAAAAGACAUAGAUACCAAAGAAGGCUCAGAAGUGGAAGAUGAAAGACCAGUGUGGAGCAGUAAAUUACAGUACAUUCUGGCUCAAGUGGGAUUUUCUGUAGGUUUAGGGAAUGUGUGGCGAUUCCCCUACCUCUGCCAGAAGAAUGGGGGUGGUGCUUAUCUUUUGCCAUAUUUAAUAUUGCUUCUGAUAAUAGGAAUACCCCUCUUCUUUUUGGAACUUUCUGUGGGUCAAAGAAUUCGGCGGGGCAGCAUUGGUGUAUGGAAUUAUAUAAGCCCUAAAUUGGGCGGAAUUGGAUUUGCAAGCUGUGUAGUGUGCUAUUUUGUGGCACUCUACUAUAAUGUCAUUAUUGGCUGGAGUUUGUUUUAUUUUUCUCAGUCAUUUCAAAAUCCUCUACCUUGGUAUCAGUGCCCUUUGGUGAAAAAUGCUUCAUUCGCUUUUGUAGAGCCUGAAUGUGAAAAAAGUUCUGCCACUACUUACUACUGGUAUAGAGAAGCUCUGAAUAUUUCCAGUUCCAUUUCCGAAAGUGGCGGCUUAAACUGGAAGAUGACCAUCUGUCUGCUGGCUGCCUGGGUCAUGGUCUGCUUGGCUAUGAUCAAAGGCAUUCAGUCUUCAGGAAAAGUCAUGUAUUUCAGUUCUCUAUUCCCCUAUGUGGUCCUUUUUUGCUUUCUGAUCAGAGCAUUUCUGUUAAAAGGUUCCCUUGAUGGUAUCCGUCAUAUGUUUACCCCCAAGAUUGAAAUAAUGCUGGAUCCCAAGGUGUGGAAAGAAGCCGCCACCCAGGUGUUCUUUGCCUUAGGUCUGGGAUUUGGGGGCGUCAUUGCCUUUUCAAGCUACAACAAGAGAGACAACAACUGCCACUUUGAUGCUGUCCUGGUGUCCUUCAUUAAUUUCUUCACUUCCGUGCUGGCCACACUGGUGGUGUUUGCAGUGCUGGGCUUCAAAGCUAAUGUAGCCAAUGAGAAAUGCAUUGCUGAAAAUGCAGAAAUGAUCAUGGGAUUUGUGAAAAUGGGCAAUCUUAGUCAGGAUAUUAUUCCUCAUCACAUCCAACUUUCUGCUCUCACAGCAGAAGAUUAUCAUUUAGUUUAUGACAUUAUUCAGAAAGUGAAAGAAAACGAGUUCCCUGCUCUUCAUCUCAAUCCCUGUCAAAUUAAUGAUGAGUUUAAUAAAACAGUUCAAGGUCCUGGAUUAGCUUUUAUUGCCUUUACUGAAGCCAUGACACAUUUCCCAGGAUCUCCCUUCUGGUCAGUGAUGUUCUUCCUCAUGCUCAUAAACCUUGGUCUUGGCAGCAUGUUUGGAACAAUCGAAGGCAUCAUCACACCCAUUGUGGACACCUUUAAAGUGAGGAAGGAAAUUUUUACUGUGGUCUGUUGUUUUUUGGCAUUUUUUAUUGGCCUGAUAUUUGUGCAAUGCUCUGGAAAUUACUUUGUCACCAUGUUUGAUGAUUAUUCUGCUACUCUGCCUUUGCUCAUUGUUGUGAUUUUGGAGAACAUUGCUGUAUCCUUCAUUUACGGCAUAGAUAAGUUUAUGGAGGACCUAAAAGAUAUGCUGGGCUUUGCACCAAACAGAUAUUACUAUUAUAUGUGGAAAUACAUUUCUCCUCUAGUGCUAAUAUUACUGUUAAUAUCUAGUGUUGUGAACAUGGGAUUAAGCCCACCUGGCUAUAAAGCAUGGAUUGAAGAGAAGGCAGCUGAAAAAUUUCUUAUGUACCCAGUGUGGGGAGUAGCUGUGUGUGUCUCUCUAAUAGUCUUGGCAAUACUCCCAGUCCCAGUGGUCUUCGUCAUUCGCCAUUGCAAUCUUUUAAAUAAUUCUUCAGGGAAUUUAGCCACAGUGACCUACAAGAGAGGCAGAGUCCUGAAGGAACCCGUCCACUUAGUUGGCGAUGAUGCCACUAGACUCAUUCAUGGGAAGAUACCAAGCGAGACAUCGUCCCCACAUUUUGGUCAUAAUAUCUACAGGAAACAGAGUGGAUCUCCAACUUUGGACAUGGCCCCCAAUGGACGAUAUGGGAUAGGCUACCUGAUGGCAGAUAUACCAGAUAUGCCAGAGUCUGAUUUGUAGCUUAGGUGGAUGUCAGUGGGAGUUACAGUGGAGGUUCAUUUUUAUCAAUGAACUCUGGCACUUCACUUAGAGAAAUAAUAGGCUUUGCUUCUAAGAUGGUGAUCUCAGGUGUUCCAUGGCUGUGCUCUUUAGCCCUAAGUAUCUGGAAAUACAGCUCAGAUAUUCCUUUGAACUCCUUUGGUUUACAUUUGUACACACAUAAAUACAGGCUAAGUUGAUAAGGAAUGAGGUCCAUUCGUGUUUGUCAGAAUUUUUAAAAAUACUUUCAAUGUUUUUGCCAACCUUUCUAUCUUUACAUACAUACACACACCAGUUAUUACCUCAGUUUCAAAGAGUUUUUGGAUGUAACAGUAUUGGCAAUUUAAAAAUAAUAUACUUAAAUCUUUUUUUCAAGUUUACCUUCUGGGUAAAUUUUCAGUAUUGCAGCAAACAGUUCUGUAAAUUGGUGCCUGUCAGCAUAUUUUUAUGAACAUAUUGUAUGUGGGCUGUACUUAUUUUGUUAGCAUUGAUACCUUCUAAAGUAGUUGAUCGAGGGAAAUGCAAACUAUUUUCUUAUGUGAUAGCUGUAGAGAGCAAUAGUAUUCAUAGGAAGGCACUAAUGCUGGGAGGAAGUUAGAUUUGGAG